This is a messenger RNA of Falco peregrinus (peregrine falcon), 5845 nucleotides long. RefSeq names its product endoplasmic reticulum to nucleus signaling 1 (gene ERN1). Bases 816 to 4253 code for a protein of 1145 amino acids. Gene Ontology annotation, cellular component: IRE1-TRAF2-ASK1 complex. Gene Ontology annotation, molecular function: RNA endonuclease activity; ATP binding; protein serine/threonine kinase activity. Gene Ontology annotation, biological process: IRE1-mediated unfolded protein response; mRNA processing; protein phosphorylation. The transcript has 22 exons. The record is from RefSeq and is a predicted model, not a curated record. Lineage: Eukaryota; Metazoa; Chordata; Aves; Falconiformes; Falconidae.
AUGACAUAGCAUGCCAUUUGUUUUUCAGAUUUUUUUUAUAUGCCUGGAGUUGUACUUGGCAGUUAUGGCAUGUGGCGAUUUUAGGGUUCACCAGUACAGAGACUCUUCUAACUCUGAAAGGGCAAUUUUACUGUAGGGAAACCAAAGUUCACUGCAGCAGUCAAUAUUAAUGUGAGGAACAUGCUUUAAAAACAAUGUUAUUUUUCCCAUUUUACCACUAUGAAAACCUUUGAAUUACUACCAGGGCUCACACUGCAGUAAGGGCACACACUAUGUUCUAUAGGUUUAAUGGCAAAAGCCUCUCAGCUUAAGCAUCUUCCUUUAUGGUUUUGCUAGACUUGGGUACUAGUCUUGUACAUCCAGGUCUGUCCUGGGCCUGUGUAGAGGUGCAACUUCUCUAAAGAAAACCCUGUGUGCCUCUGCCUGCAGGACAGCACCAGUGCAGCUGCUGAGGGCAGGGGUGCAGGCCCUGCCAGCCACCCUGCUGCAGCCCUUCUCGGGCUCGGAUCCCCGCUUUGGUUUCAAGCGGCUUCGCUGCGCAAAGGCCCCCCCAGCACUGGGUGCUCUCUGCUGGCUCACCCUCACCCGCUUGCAUCCCUCCUGCAACACCCGGCGGAGCCGUGGCACUUCAGCCACCAGCGUCCCCUUUGCAAACCAACCCUCGGCCACCCCCGGCGGCAUCAGGCUUUGAAGCUCCGCGGCGCAGGAGCUGCCUUGGGGCCCCGCCUCAGGCCGCCAUUUCGUGCGGGCAGGCCCAGGCCGUCUGUCACUUGCUUUUAAAAGCGCCACCCGGGUCGGGCCGAGCAGCCCCAGUUAUGAACAAGCGCUUCGCUCUGGCACUGCAGCUUGGCCGGCGGCGCCGCGGGGAGGGCACCCCGCCGGGUCAAAGGCAGUGCGGGGAACGGGCGCGGACUCGCGCAACAACCAGCCGGACACAUUCACAGGGUGCACACAGCUUUAUUCACCGAGACCGCUCGCCGCCGCUCGCCGCGCGGGCCCUGCAAGACACGGAGGGAAAACGGGAGGUUACAGACGUAGUGUAUCGCGGCCGCCCCGCCGGGUGUCGGCAGCCUGGGCGCUCAGUAGUAGGUUUGCUUCAUGCAUGUCAGCAGUCUAACACGUGUCACGAGACAUCACCGCGGCCCGGCCUGCCUGCCCACCCGCCCGCCCGUCACGCCACCAACACUCACCUCCGCCCGCCGCGCCGUCGGAAAGGCCGAGCCCCCGCCCCGCUCUGCUUUAUAUCGCCGGUGGCGCCCCGCCCCUCGUUUCGCCCAAUAGGAUACAAGCCCCGGGGCACGUGCUGGUCCGGGUGCGCGCGCGCGCGGGGUGGUUGGUGCGCGCGCAGCGCGGCUGAGGCGGGAGCGCGGCUGAGGCGGGAGCGCCGCGCUGGCGCCGGGCCGAAGGAGAACACCAGCUCAGUAACUGUGCCAGAAACACUGUUGUUUGUUUCAACCCUUGAUGGAAGUUUGCAUGCCGUCAGCAAGAGGACAGGAGCAAUCAAGUGGACUUUAAAAGAAGAUCCUGUACUCCAGGUGCCAAUACAUGUGGAAGAGCCAGCAUUUCUUCCAGACCCAAAUGAUGGCAGUUUGUAUACACUUGGUGGCAAGAAUAGUGAAGGCUUGACUAAACUGCCAUUUACUAUCCCAGAGCUGGUGCAAGCAUCUCCCUGCCGCAGUUCAGAUGGGAUUCUGUACAUGGGUAAAAAGCAGGAUAUUUGGUACGUGAUUGACCUCAUGACUGGGGAGAAACAGCAGACCUUGACUUCCUCAUUUGCAGAAAGUCUUUGCCCGUCAGCAUCCCUCCUGUAUCUUGGGAGAACAGAGUACACUAUCACAAUGUAUGACACCAAGAAGAAGGAGCUGCGGUGGAAUGCCACCUAUUUUGAUUACGCAGCUACUCUGCCUGAUGAAGACAUAAAAUACAAGAUGUCCCACUUUGUGUCUAAUGGAGAUGGGCUGGUGGUGACGGUGGACAGUGAGUCUGGGGACGUACUGUGGAUUCAGAACUACGCUUCUCCUGUGGUAGCCUUUUACAUCUGGCAACGUGAAGGAUUACGGAAAGUUAUGCACACUAAUGUGGGGAUAGAAACUCUGCGGUACUUGACAUUCAUGUCUGGGGAGGUUGGACACAUUACCAAGUGGAAAUACCCUUUCCCGAAGGAAACAGAGACCAAGAGCAAACUGACACCAACUCUGUAUGUAGGGAAAUACUCCACAAGUUUGUACGCAUCGCCAUCAAUGGUGCAUGAAGGAGUAACUGUUGUGCCCCGCGGCAGUGCCAUACCCUUACUAGAGGGUCCGAAAACAGAAGGCGUCACAAUUGAAGACAAUGGCGAGUGUGUUAUCACCCCCAGUACGGAUGUGAAGUUUUCGAGUGGACUGAAGGAAAAGAACAAACUCAACUACUGGAACGACUGGCUUUUAAUAGGGCACCAUGAAACACCACUAUCUGCUCCUACAAAGAUCCUGGAGAAAUUCCCAAGCAACUUACCUAAGAGGCCUGAAAACGUGAUUCCAGCUGACUCUGACAAAGCCACUAUUGAAGAGGUUAUUGAAAUCGUUGAAGGUUCUUCAGCAGAAGUGCCACCUGCUGUUCCGAAGGAUAUUGAGGAGAAACCUGCUCAGCCCAUCACCCGGCCCGAGGCUCCGGUGGACUCCAUGUUGAAAGACAUGGCCACGAUCAUCCUCAGCACCUUCCUGCUUGUGGGCUGGGUGGCUUUUAUCAUCACUUACCCAAUGAGCGUACACCAGCAGCAACAGAGGCAGCAUCAGCUGGAAGAGAAGAUACAGCUCCUGCAGCAACAGAAGCUGCCCUUCCGUGCUCCCAGUGAUCUCCCUCCCGAAGCAGAUUUCUUGGAUGCCUCCUGUGGGCGGACAGAGAGCUCUGCUGCCAGCACCCCAAACAUGUCCCCCAGAGCAUCAAACCAUUCUGCGUAUUCCAGCAUCUCCACAUCUGACGCUGGGAGCUGCCUCUCCACUGAGCAAGAGGAGGGAGAUGAAGAUGUGAACAGGGUGAUGGUUGGCAAGAUUUCAUUUAACCCAAAAGAUGUAUUGGGACAUGGAGCUGAAGGGACAAUUGUUUACAGGGGCACAUUUGACAACCGUGAUGUCGCAGUGAAAAGAAUUCUUCCCGAGUGCUUCAGCUUUGCAGACCGUGAAGUACAGCUGCUGCGAGAGUCAGAUGAACAUCCUAAUGUGAUCCGCUACUUCUGCACAGAGAAGGACCGGCAGUUUCAGUACAUAGCCAUCGAGCUGUGUGCUGCCACUUUACAGGAGUACGUUGAGCAGAAGCCCUUCAGUCACCAUGGCUUACAACCCAUCACUCUCCUGCAACAGACGACAUCUGGUCUUGCUUACCUGCACUCCCUCAGUAUUGUCCACAGGGACCUGAAGCCCCAUAACAUCCUCAUCUCGAUGCCUAAUGCCCAUGGGAAGGUCAAAGCUAUGAUUUCAGACUUUGGACUGUGCAAGAAGCUGGCAGUGGGCAGGCACAGCUUUAGCCGCCGGUCGGGCGUGCCAGGCACCGAAGGGUGGAUCGCCCCGGAGAUGCUGAGUGAAGACUGCAAAGAGAACCCCACAUAUACCGUGGACAUCUUUUCAGCUGGCUGUGUCUUUUAUUAUGUGGUAUCUGAAGGCAGCCAUCCCUUUGGCAAAUCUCUGCAGCGGCAAGCCAACAUUCUGCUGGGUGCAUACAGCCUGGAGUCUUUAAAUGCAGGGAGGCAUGAAGACAUAGUUGCUCGUGAUUUAAUAGAGCAGAUGAUAAACAUGGACCCUCAGAAACGUCCGUCUGCCAGCUGUGUGCUAAAACACCCAUUCUUUUGGAGUUUAGAAAAGCAGCUCCAGUUUUUUCAGGAUGUUAGCGACCGGAUAGAGAAGGAAUCCUUAGAUGGUCCAAUAGUCAAGCAAUUAGAAAGAGGCGGAAGAGAGGUGGUGAAGAUGGACUGGAGGGAGCACAUCACUGUUCCUCUUCAGACAGACCUCCGAAAAUUCAGGUCCUAUAAAGGAGGCUCAGUACGGGAUCUUCUGAGGGCAAUGAGAAAUAAGAAGCACCACUACAGAGAACUGCCUCCCGAGGUGCAGGAGACGCUGGGCUCCAUCCCGGAUGAUUUUGUACGUUACUUCACAGCUCGUUUCCCUCGCCUGCUCCUGCACACCUACAGCGCUAUGCGCAUCUGCUGCCGAGAAAGGCUGUUCCAGCAUUACUAUCAUCAGGACGCUGCAGAGCGGAGCCUGGCAGGAGACGCUGUUUGAGGAGAGGGAUGGAACUUUCUUCUCUGGGACAAACAUUCCACGCACAGGGCUGUGAAACAGGCCUACCUUUAGCAGGGAAAAGUGGGAUCAAAGAGCUGAAUUUUCUCUCUUUGAAGAAGCCAAGCUUCCAAAAAGUGCCUUGUACCUCUGCCUGCACCGGAUCGGGAGAUUGUAGGAGCCGACGGAGCGAGCGGUAACUUCAGCAAAGCAACGAACCCUGAUGAUGGAGUUACUCCAAGACGGUGAAAAUGGAGAGUAGAAGCUGGAUAUAACUGUCACCCAAUAUCCCUGUACUGUAUGUGAUUUUAUAACUGAUGUGUUUUAUUUACUACAGAGAAUCAAAAUACAGUGAUUGAAAUCAUAUAAUUACUAGGGACUGGGAACUGCAAAUGGAGCCUUGUAGUUGUAGCAAAAUCAUGAGAACCUGCCAUUGCACUACUGCCACAUUAUGCAUUAGGCACACCACAGUGAUUGUAAAGGAAAUCACUUCACGGUUAUCAAAAAACCCGCAGAGUCAAUUUGUUGCAUCAGUACUACCCUGGAAAAUUAGUGUCUCAGACUUCAGCAGAUACAGUGAGGUUCUAAUGAAUAUGGACUUGAAAAAUCAGGUAAAGGUUUACAUACUUUGAAAAUAAACCUCAUUUUUUAACUAUCAACCAGUAUUCACGGAAGAGCGUGACAGUCCUUGACUGAAAUCAGUGUCAAGACUAGAUCUACACCAGGAACUGCAGAGAAAGGCACCGGUGUCAGUUGCUGUGAGUGUCCCGCGUCCCUCGCUUCCUUAUGGGGGGGCAGCAGCUGCAGAGCCAGAGGUGAGGCGAGUCCUGGGGGAAAAGGAGCUGCCCAGGAAACAGAGGAGCUGCCCAGAGCAGUGCAGUCGGGGGCAGCGGUUUUAAUGGGUGCGAUAAAGCAGUAAAAGAACCGCCCCCUUUCUGGGGGUAGGGGUUGCUACCUGGGUCCAGGCUCGCCUGCGGUUUCGAAGAUGCAGUAUUGCUUAUCAUUGGCCCUAAAGCUGUGACAAAGCAUUAAGUGUGUGCAGGAUGAAGAAAUGCUGAAUUCUAAUAUUUAAAGUGAGGGGUUCUUAUACAAUAUAUUUAUUUAACGUAUUUAUAUUUAUUUAAUUUUUAAUACAAAGUGGUAUUAAAUCCAAGUGGUACAAGUAUAAAGCAUGCCAAAUCAUUCUUAAUCAGUUUUGUCUUUAUAGUUAAUGAUAUUAUAACAACUAGAAGAGGAAAGUGAUACUGCACCUUUCAAUGGCACUCAUUAAAGGAGAAAUUACAGCGUGGGAAUCUGUCUGUGCCAUUGUGUCUUAAAACUAAUUAAUAAAUUAUUGAUGGUGAUUGUAUGAUCGGGUACAUACAGCUACUUUUCUGGAGCUACUUUACAGAACCUUUUUUUUUUUUCCUAGUCUUAAAAUGUCUGAGAGCAAUUUACCUGUGCAAGUUGUUUCUAAAGCUUGAAAAAAAAAAAAAAAGUAGUAACAGUAGUUUUAGCUAAGAAGAUUCAAAGCCUAUUUCAUAUUUUUGUACUUCUCAUGUAAAGUUGUUUUAUAAAUCUACUAAAUAAAGACUUGUACUCAGAUUUAAAAAAAA